AUGCAGAAAUCCAUGUCAUUGGCGAACCAACAGGUUGCCAUUGAGCCUCAAGAACAGUCCGCCGUAGAUCAAGUCUGGGCGUCAACUGUGACAAAGGCUCUGCAACUGUCGAGAUGCCUCAUAGGUCGCAGUCUACGCCCUAAACUCGGCUGGAAUUCGCAACGUUGCCCCGUUAUUAUGGACGCCAACGCGACAAGCUUCACUGUACCGGGGCUCGAAGAUGGUCCGGGCAACCACCAGCAGCAUCGACCCUCUGAGGCACCGUCUCGCCUGGGCGCUCAAGUCGAGAAUGGCCAGACCAAGUGA
Messenger RNA from Histoplasma capsulatum G186AR, 306 nucleotides. RefSeq lists its product as uncharacterized. Lineage: Eukaryota; Fungi; Ascomycota; Eurotiomycetes; Onygenales; Ajellomycetaceae. The transcript has 3 exons. The record is from RefSeq and is a predicted model, not a curated record. Bases 1 to 306 code for a protein of 101 amino acids.